Messenger RNA from Durusdinium trenchii, 1619 nucleotides. Lineage: Eukaryota; Dinophyceae; Suessiales; Symbiodiniaceae. The record is from the annotation of a GenBank genome assembly.
GCCCCUGACUUCUCUAGCUACCAGACGCAGAUGGUGCGACACACCUCCUUAGUUUUGCCAGAGGUGAAAACAGUUGCAUAUGCAAGAGUUCGGGCUUUGCAAUACUCUGAGGUUUCUGGUGAGGCAGCUCGAAGCGCAUGGAGCAAUGCUGUUAUGUGGGGCGAUGCUUCAAAGGAGGCAACAGUGCCACCAACAAGUACAGUCACCACCCAAACUACGGCAACGGUCACCACGAUCACUGUCACCACCCUCACGGCAACCACCACAGUGACCACUUUGCCAGCCGGUUUGCCCACAACCAUGCAGCCAAUAUGGCAACUUCCAGAGGAGCAAAUGCCAGGCGGACCUGGUGAAGGUCCUGAUGGUGUAGAGGCUACAAUCAGUUUUGCUUCAACACCUCAAGCAGUUGCUGGAUUUACUUCGGUGGCCAACAUGCAGGCUUUACAGGCCAGCAUUUCCUCUAUGCUGCAGGUGCAGACCGGAAAGGUGAAGGUGCUGGGGCUCCGGGCAGCCAAAGUGCUGACACGUCGACUCCGCGAAGGCGGAAUGGUAGCAACGGAACAGCAAACUGAAAACAAAAGACACUGCGGCCGAUUGGACUUGGCGCUGGAGGCGCCCUAUCUGACGGACGGCGUUUGCAGCAGCUACUCACAGGUGAAGUGCAGGCAGAUUUCGUGGUGAUUUGCGGCGAUGGCGACGAGCGUCAGGCGGCCACAGGAGCAAUUGAGGCGCGAAGAAUCUUGUGGGUUUGCGCGUCUUUUUUUAUGUGAGCGCGAGACAAUGGACCAAUGCUGUGUCUUCAAUGAAGGCCACUCUUUUUGAUGAAAACGCGAAGCAGCGCUUUGUCAAUGCCUUCGCGGCGCUGUCGGGCUCUUCAGUGGAGCCGAACAGUGUGCAGUGCGCCAUGGUUGAUAGGCGCGCCAGGCACAGUUCAGUAGACCUGGGCCUGCUCAACGGUGUGGCGCGUACGGUUCACAUGUACUUAUGCCACGCAUCAAGGCUCAAACCUUGAGGCGCAAAAAACAUUCAGCUGCGCCCACGAGAGUUUUCACGGUAGCGGAGCCGCCCGGGGCUCUCAAUAAAGAUAGCCCAGGGAGCAAGGUCGAGAGGCCGUGCGGAAGAAGAAGAAAAGAAGACCCAGUGGAAAGGCGCUGGAAGAAGAAAGGUGAAGAAAAGAUGACGGCCGAGAGCGGCAAUCUUCAUUGGCCGUGGUGGAGGCCAUGAAGAUGCUGAAAAAGACAGGGAUAAAGGGGAAGGAGCUGGUUUUGGAAGCGCCGGAAAGGCGCUGUAGCUGCGAGAGCCUUUUGCGGCAAGCAAUCAAGAGCAGGAGAUCGUGAUGUGACAGGGUUGGAGAUUGCCGUUGAAACCGUGGCUGACUUUUGCGGUCAAAGGCUUUGUGAAAUUUUUGAAUUGAGGCUGAGAAGCCAAGUUCCACAAAGGACUGACUUUGUCGAGACGCCUCUCCUCUCCUCUCUCCUCUCUCCUCUCCUCUCCCCUCUCCCCUCCCCUCUCCCCUCUCCCCUUGUUUCUUGCUUUUGGGCCCCCGUUCGCUGUUGCUUCAUAUGGUUUAUGUUAUGCGCGCUCUUACGCAAUGCAUACGACCGGCCAUAAUAUUUGGC